This is a messenger RNA of Closterium sp. NIES-65, 1245 nucleotides long. Lineage: Eukaryota; Viridiplantae; Streptophyta; Zygnematophyceae; Desmidiales; Closteriaceae. The record is from the annotation of a GenBank genome assembly.
AUGUACCCGAAUCCGUCGAUUAAAGUGCUCGGAAAUCUGCAGGAUAGUCCGAAGCUACUAAUAACUACGACCACGUCGGGCGGCGCGCAGCAGAUUCUGCCGUGGAUUAUGUUCCACCGCGCGAUAGGUGUGCACUACUUCAUACUAUUCGUGGAGGGGAAGGCCUCUUCGCCGGAAAACGUGGCAAUAUUUGAGUCCAUGGAGUCCCACCCAUUCCCCCCCUCAUUCCCCCUCCCUCUUUCCUCUCCUCGCCCCCUCGCCCCCACCCUUCUCUCUUCGCCCCCUGUCCCCCAGGGCGUGACAGUGGUGCAGCGAACCAAGGAGCUUGAGGACCAGCAAGCCAAGAGCCGCGUGUGGAACGAGACAUGGCUUGCAUUCUUCUUCUACAAGCCAUGCAACUACGAGCUCUUUGUGCGCCAGUCCCUCAACAUGGAGAUGGCCAUCGUCUUCGCCAGGUCCCUCAAUAUGGAGAUGGCUAUCGUCUUCGCUAGGGUGUUGGGCGUGGAUUGGAUAUUCCACGUGGACACAGACGAGCUGCUCUACCCUGCAGGCACGCCCGAUUUCUCCCUGCAACGACUCAUCCACGACCUUCCCAGCGAUGUGGACCUCAUUGUCUUUCCAAACUACGAGAGUGUGGUGGAAACAGCUGAUGUGGGAGACUCGUUCACCGAGGCAGCACAUGGCAACCCAAAUUACUUCCUCACGUACGGCAACGGCAAGUCAGGCGCCAAGAUGCAGGCCCACCUGAGGCCCAAUGGGGCGCACCGAUGGCACAACUACAUGAAGGUUCCCAAGGAGGUGAAGCUGAUGGAAGCAGCAGUGCUGCACUUCACCUACACUCAAUUCUCCGACCUCUCGUCUCUCAUCACCAUCUCUCACCCUGCCAGCCCUUGCUCUGCACCCCCCCUCCUAACCCCCUCCCCCCCCAACAGAGAGGUGAAGCUGAUGGAAGCGGCAGUGCUGCACUUCACCUACACUCACUUCUCCGACCUCACGUCUCGGCGGGACCGCUGCGGGUGCAAGCCCAACUCGGAGGACGUAAAGAAAUGCUUCAUGCUCGACUUUGACCGCCUGGUGAGAGCUUUACAUGUGUCAGCUGCGGGCGUUUCUCAUAGCAUUUACACAGACAGUGGAGCAGUGGAGCACUUGUCUCAUGUCGCUGCCACUCCUCCCCCGUUCCUCACUUGCGUUUAUCAUUGCAUCCACACAGACAGAGGAGCAGAUGUUCCAAUGGUGGGUGUGUGA